Besnoitia besnoiti is the source of this 3396-nucleotide messenger RNA. RefSeq lists its product as uncharacterized. Bases 1 to 3396 code for a protein of 1131 amino acids. NCBI's taxonomy places the organism in Eukaryota, Apicomplexa, Conoidasida, Eucoccidiorida, Sarcocystidae. The transcript has 8 exons. The record is from RefSeq and is a predicted model, not a curated record.
AUGCCUUCGCCCGACGCGUGCGCCCGCCCGUCGGGCAGGGGCGUGGGUCUCGAGGGGACGUGCAGCCUCCCUUCGCCCCUCUCACCCCCUGGAGCUCUCGCCGCGGAGCCCGCGGGUCGCACAGUCUGUCCUCUCCCUCCUCUCCCUCCCUCCUCUCCGCCUUCGCGCUUUUCUUCCUUUUCCUCCGCCCGCUUUCUCGCUGGAGCGUCUCCGCGCGCCGCCGGCGACGCCUGUCCGCCAGAAGGCCUGCACUGCAGCGGUAGCUUCAGGGCAUUCUCUCCCGAGCGCCGGCGCGCGGUCCGCGCAGCUUUUCAGGGAGACAACCAGGGGCACAGAGAGGACGAGAGGAGAAUACCUGCGGCGGAGGAGAGGGGGCGCAGCGGAGAACCAGACGGCACCGAAGAGAUGCGCACUUCUGCGGCGAAUGGGAGAGGCGCAGGGGCUGGCGUGACAGAGGGCUUUUCUCCUCAGGCACGAGAGGGAACUCGGCUCAUUCCGCUCGAAACUUCUACCUCUGUCCCUUCUUCACGUUCCUCUUCGCCUUCCACUCGGCUUCAGAGCCGGCAUCAAGCCGCUUCGUCUCCUCGCUCCGCGCAGGUUGGUCGGGCUCGCGCUCAAAGCCUGGAGACAGACGGCGACAGCAGAGCUCCUUCGGUGCUCUUUCCUUCUCGCCACGCCGCUGCUUCACGAAGCCGUUUGUCGCUAUCUGAGCACUCGGUUCGUCUCGGCAGUGCCGCACUCGCCCGCUUGCGGGGCCUGCUUUUGUCAGGGCGAGCGCCGUCAGAGGCGCGCGUGGGGCGCGACCGCGGUCGGUUGGGCUCCGGCGCCUCCGUCUUCUCGCAAGAGACCCCGAGAGGGGCGAGGGGUUCUUCCCGCCACCAGAGCUCCAGCACGGAUGCGAGGAACUUCAGUCGCAAAGUCACACAGUGGAGAGUCGAGACGACGCUUUUCUUGUACGUAAUCAACGUUGUUGUCCAUUCUCUAAACGGGAUUUUCUUCGUCCUCAAAGGUCAGCGGGCGACGGGGGCGGUGAUACUUUUGACUCAGACGACUGCCUGGGUAUUCUCGGCGCUCCUCUACGCGGUGGAUCGCGAGUACCUGAAGGCCCUUUUGGCUAUUCUAGGCCUGGCUGUUUUCGUCGAGGUAAAACCCAAUUUCCCUUCCGUCGGCCGCCGCACCGUGGCGGCGCCGCCCCGCUUCUUCUCGUCGCUCGCAGCGGCGUCGCUUCCCCUCGAGCCCCGGACGCCGACUCUCUCCUCGGAGGCCGCAGCGAGUGUCUCCUUGACGCCCGCCGCAGGCCGCUCGCCCUCCUCGGCGCGGGCGCCGGCGGCCGCAGCGGGCGACAGUCCCCCCUCGGCUGCGCUCGCCAGCGGGGUGCUGCGGGCGAGCGGCGAGGUCGGAAGUGGCGCACACAGUUCGCGCCGACAGCCAGCGGCGCGCGAGGGCGGCGCGUCGACGUCUUCGGCGGCGGGACGUGCGAGAGAGAGAAUUUCGCUCCGAGCCUCCACGCAGCAGCAACUGCAGAACUUGCAAAACGCCUGGGUGGGACUGACUCAGUUUCCGCUCUUGUACAUCUACAGCAACGUCGUUCUCUACGGAGGAGGGCAGCUGUUUGUCACAGGCGAUGAAAUCACGAGUUCGGCCGAAGACUCGACGCUGGCGUACUCUUUUCUCUCGUCGUCGCGGUCUUCGUGUUUUCUCUCUUCGUUCCUGAGUCUCACUCGCCAGAGCGCCACCGUCGCGUUCUGCUCGUCGCUGCUGCUCCCACUCUCGGUCUUCCUGUCCUGCAUCACAGUGGGCUGGAUCAUGCUCGAUCGCUUCCUCGGGCAUGUGCAAAAGUCUCGCCCGCGCACCGAACUCCGCCACGCGCUCCACGACACCUCCCUCCGGUGUCUGCUAGGCCUGAUGUUUCUGUUCCACGCAGUAGAUCUGUUCGCGCGCGUUUGGACGUGGUGCCUUAUCAGCGACGACGCGUACGCGCCUCUGAACUUCAUCUGCUGCUUCUUCCUCCAGACAUUGAAUUUGGCGCUCUACUUGACUCUCUCUUCUUCGUUCCUGCACUGCUUCCUGCGCGGCCUUCUGUCGCUCCUCGUCUCCCCACUGGACGUCUUUCUUAUCGAAGCUGAAACCCCCCGGCAGGUUCGCUCGGCGAUGACCAUUCUCGCGCUUCGCCUGCUGGACAUCUUGACGGCUUCGCUCUUUGUCGGCUACCGCACCGCCGCGGGCUCGCUGCUGCCCGAGGAGAGCGAGAACGAAGAAGACGGGACCCUCCUCGUCGCGCGGCUCGGCGGCGCGGCUGUCAGUCCGCGCGAAUACCGCGUCCUCGCGGCGCUUGCCGAGAAGCGUCGUGCGGCGAGCCGGCUGUGUUCGGUCCUCGUCAUCGUGCUGGCUGGGCUCCUCUUGGCGAUUAUCGCCUUGAAGCGCCGCAGAGAUGCAGUCGAAGCGGAGGCGCUGAGGUCUCUCCUUGAGCGCUCUGCUCGUCUCGCGGAGCGGAUGAGAGCUAACGCCCCUCGUGCGGCUGCCCCCGCUCCUUCGUCUGCUUCCGCUGCGCCUCUUUCUGCCUCUCAUGCGCGUCCUUCUGCGCUGCCCGCUUCGUCUUUCCCCUUGUCGGCGCCUGCGUCAGAUUCGCCGUCUGGCGGCUCUUCUGCCUCUCUCUUCUCGCUGUCCUCCCCCUCGCCGUACGUCUCGGAGCGCGGUCCGACUUCGUCUUUCUCCUCAUCGGAAUCUUUUUCCGCCUCUUUCUCGCCGCACGCGUACCGUCUCUUCUCGAUUUCGUCCUUCUCCUCUUCUUCUCCGGCAUCCAGGCUCGCGGACUCGGCAGCGAGUCCUCUCGGCCAGUUGCGCUCAGCCAGUCGCCUCCACGAGGGCACAGAGUGGAGACACGGGGGAGGGCGAGACAGGAGCAGCGAAGAAGCGCGAGAUGAAGCGACGGCGGCCGCGCAGAGGCAGGCUCUCGACAGCGCCGCAGCCUGCAAGGCGAAAGAAGCGGAAGCGACCGAGACUCAAGCAGUGGGGGAAGGAGGAAGGGUGACGACCCACGACGCCGGCAAUGGAGAAAGUCUGGGCGCGGGGGGCGGACAGCGGGCGAUCGCUCGAGAAGGAGAAAAGGGAGGUCAGGGGGAAGAAAGCUCGAGGCAGGCAGCGGGCGCCACGGAAAAGGAAGUCUUCGGUGGAGCCCAGGCGACGACGGGGAGUUCGGGAGACCCUCCCACGCAGGUGGCGAGCGGGAUGCCGACUGGCGAGGAUGGCGCGGCCGAAGAGACACUCUUGAAGAGUGCCGGUCUGAGGCUGAAGCAGGGCAGAAUACAAAUAGAGACGAGAUCCUGUCGAGCGUACGAGGUCAUCGCGUUGACUGCCGCAGCACCGAUACGCGCACGGGCUUCACGGUGGCGCUGA